Messenger RNA from Sorghum bicolor (sorghum), 3709 nucleotides. RefSeq lists its product as uncharacterized. The transcript has 8 exons. The record is from RefSeq and is a predicted model, not a curated record. Lineage: Eukaryota; Viridiplantae; Streptophyta; Magnoliopsida; Poales; Poaceae. The coding region runs from base 452 to 3709 and encodes 1085 amino acids.
AUCAUUUGCGUGUCAAUGUAACCUGAGAAUAUCGUCCCUUCGUUCUCCUAUAAAAAGAGAGUGCUGCAUGCAAUGGGCAAGGGCCAUUAACGUUCUCUUACCAGCCAUAUGUUCUGCUCUGCCACUACUCACCAGCCGGCUCUAGCUUGUUCUAUAAUUUCCGUGCUAAUUAAAUCUCCACAUAUGUUCUUUUGUACCUACAAUUAAGCCUUCCGAUCAGCAAAUUGAGACAAAAGUCAUACAAUUUAUGCUGCUUCCAUCCUGCCCAGCAAGUCCACCUGGUCAUUUCUUGUCAUCCACGUAACAUCAGAAAAUUUUACCACCAGGUAGCCAGGGCGUAUGUGCUUGUGGAGCAGAGUUUGUGAGAGAACAUAUAUUGGGCCACCUUCAGUUCAAGCAACAAGGUUCUGUGUGCAUCUUGAGAAUUUGUGGCAACUAGUAAACCUAAGUCAUGGCAGCAUCAUUUCCAUUGGACAGAUCCACAUUGGAUAAAUGGCGUGAUCAUCUACAAGAUAUCAACUUCUGGCGGAAAGGGUAUCUCAACAGCGAUGCAUAUUAUAGCUUGCGGAAAAAACUGGUUGCCUAUAAGCACGUGCACGUGCAGUGGAAUGUCGGAGUCGGACCCACAGCAUGUUUUACACAGGCUAUAUCAAGCAUCAUUAGGGAGGAAAAGAUGAGGUUGGAUGGUCCCUUUGAUCACGUAAUAGAGGUGGACAUGGAGCAAGCAUCAUGGUCAUGGACAAGCCUCAACAUUUAUGACAGACUGGCCUUCAAAGUGGCAGAGCAGCUCGGUCUGCUUGCUCUCAACCAAGAAUACAACAGGCUCAAGGAAGAGGAUGAUGAGCUGCGGUACUAUACGUAUGGCAUAGAGCAUGGCACAGACGCACUACGGGACCUAUCAAGGUCACUAGCUUCUCAAAUCAACCAAAAGUUGUUGGGGAAGAGAUACAUACUUGCAGUUCAGAACCUAAAUUGGCCCAUCAAGAUUGAUGCUUUAACACAGAUGGUAGGCCUCCCCCCUGCUACGUGGGGGCCCUCUUUUUGGCUCGUAUCUACUACCUCCGAAUUCGUCUAUGACCAAAGCAGUUCAUCAGAUCAUGAGUGUGUUGUCCAAUCCUUAAGUGGAGAUGAUAUAUUGAUGCUUACUUUAUACUCACUGCAUCAAGCGGCUAAGCACAUAUAUGAUGUGAUCGGCGACAAAGACGAGCAGCAAUGGCACCUUGUGGCUCUCUGGUGCUUUCACUAUGCCGCCAUGCUGCUUGUUCCCUUCUCCGAUGACAUCACCGACUCCAUCUUCAAUAGUGAGGUCGUCCCCGCCUUGCCCUCUGAUAAUAAUGAGAUCGCCAUCUCCUCAUCAUCCUUGUAUGAUGAGGACGUCCCGUCCUCGCUCACUGGGCUUGAGCUCUUCCUUCGUGUUGCCAACAGGGUGGAGGGCAUCAACCCACGCAUCGCCUACCUCUGCCGCCUCUAUGCCUUCGACAAGGCUCGUCGCCUUGACCCAAGAUCUACCGGGCGAGGUGUUCAUCAGUUCAAAACCGUACUCCGACAGAGGCUCGAGAAGGAGAAUGAAGCCACACUAAAGCAUAGGAUCAAACAGAGUGACUACAGUGAACUAACUUUGUUCUGGCAGAAAUACGUGGAGAAGUCCAAGCAAGCAAUACAGCAUUGUGGUGCCCUUGUAGAGGACCUGAGUCGCUUAAAUAAAGAGUAUGAAACUACUACUGUGCUGUCUGAGGUCCUAUCUCGUUUUCGGCAGCAGCCUUCUGGUGGUAAACUGCGAAAAGAUGAUAUUAUCUCACAUAAGCAUGACCUUAUCUGUCAGUGGGCCGCCCAAGGCAUUCUGCCUACCAUCAACAGAAGUGUCCAAGAAACAACAUUUGAGGUGACAAAUAGCUACCACAGAAAAAUAAAAUUCAAUGAAGACAAUGUAUAUCAAGUUGGAAAUGCCAUCCUUGAGGCUUUUCUGGAGUACUCAUUGCUUCAGCUGCCUUUUCCUUAUGAAGCUAAAGCUGACGAUCCCACUAAGAGUGCUGCACACUUCUUAGCUUAUCAGGGCCUCAUCGCAGAGCAGCUCACUAUAGAAACUUUUGAUAGUGACUUCUUCCAGAACAUGCCUAGUCUACAGGAGCUCUUGCUUGUCGGUUGCUCCGACCUUGUGGAGUUGCCGCCCUCAAUUGUUGGGUUGUCUAGUCUAACAACACUUAAGAUCACAAGGACUCGGAUAAAGUCUUUCCAUUACUGGGAGAUAUUUAACAAGAUGAAGAAGCUCCUAUCACUUGAGCUAAUUAACGGUAUUGGUGGAUGGGAGUUCGGAACUGAGGAAGAGCUAAAACUGGAAGGACAUCCUACCCUGAGAUCGUUCUCGUUGGUAGCCGCACCCUAUAUAAGGAGAUUGUCCUUCAAUGGAUGUAGAAAGCUGGAGUCUGUGGACACUCUCGAGGAGCUUGAUGCUUUAGAGGAGCUUGAUCUUUCUGCUACAGGUAUCAAGGAGCUUCCAGCCCACAUCCCUAAUCUACCCCGGCUCCGACAGUUGCUUCUCAUAGGUGUUCCUGCUCUUAGACGCUUUCCUUGGCAUGCUCUGAAACGACUCCCAGAUAUUGUCUGCUUGGAUCAGAGCUUGGAGGGAAAUGGAGUUCAUUGCAGUCCACAAGUUGCUCAGAUGGUGAGCACCAGCAAUUCCAGAUUGUUUUAUAGCUUCUUCAGUCACAGUGCAUAUUUAGUAAGGAGUGGACACUUUUUGAAGUCUUUCUACAUUCAAGUGAAAUCAUUUAAGGCCAGAUUUAUGAAGACCAAUGACGAAGAUGACAUGGUGACCAGCAACAUGCUUCAGGUAUCGGAAUCAACCUAUGCUGAUGUAAACCAUCAGUAUCUUACAGGGGGAGUCUCUAUGCUGGUGUCAAUGGAUGACAUGCUUCCCUUCCGGGUGACCGAGCGUCAUGUGGAGAUCUCAGCAGUGGAUCGGUAUCCUGCUGGUCUAACCCAUCUUCUAGAGGUCACCAAGUCGGUAUGUAUGAUGAAUGAUACCCAUGUCACCAGCCUCAGCGGUCAUCUGAGUAAUUUCAAUGAUCUAGAGGAAUGCAAGCUCAGGCGGUGCCACCGCAUGGUUCAUGUAUUUGAGGUGGCGACAUGUCUAGGGAACAAUCUGAAGAAUGCAUGUGUCUCCUAUCUCAAAAGUCUCACCCAUUUCUACAGACCACCAUAUGGCCGUGGUGCUACUAAGUUCCGUGCACUCAAGCACAUCCGUCUGGAGCACUGCCCAAGGUUGGAGGGCUUCAUGCCAUGUGACUGUGAGCUGCCAAGCCUCGUGACACUCGACAUCCUCUUCUGCUACAACCUGAAGGCAAUAUUUUACAACAAUGGCCAUCAUUCUUCUCCUCGUCACUACCAGUUCCCUUGCCUCCAAAAGAUACGCCUCCAGGAGUUGCCACUGCUGGAGCAUCUCUACGUCAACGACGCCAUCCUCACCGCGCCCAAGUGGGAGGAGUUCCAGGUCCGUGGGUGCUGGAGCUUGCAUCGUCUGCCUCGCCUCCACCAACAACCAAACAAGACCGUGAAGGUGAGUGGGGAGCAGGCCUGGUGGGCAAAGCUACACUGGGACGACGACCAAGGUGACAACACUCCCCACCACCGCAGCUUAUACGAGCCCAGCCUGCCUCCGGCGUUCACUUUCGUCCGUGAGCACUUUGUCAUCAAAAGCUACCUCAGAUGA